Patiria miniata (bat star) is the source of this 1794-nucleotide messenger RNA. RefSeq lists its product as uncharacterized. Gene Ontology annotation, biological process: DNA integration. Gene Ontology annotation, molecular function: nucleic acid binding. The record is from RefSeq and is a predicted model, not a curated record. Bases 1 to 1794 code for a protein of 597 amino acids. The transcript is spliced from 2 exons. Lineage: Eukaryota; Metazoa; Echinodermata; Asteroidea; Valvatida; Asterinidae.
AUGCGAUGGGUGGCCCAAUUGGCCUCAUUUGACUUCGAAGUGAAAUUCCGGUCUGGUCUGAGUAAUCGCUGCGCCGAUGCACUGAGCCGCUAUCCUGGGCAUGUUUCUUCCGAGGUGGAGGGGGUGAUGCAGCAAGUUUCUCACACGAGUACCGUUCCAUUACGUGCUGAGAUAAAUAGGAUCAGUCCUACGCGGCCAGCAACUGAAGCGCAGUCUGGUGGUGGGCCUCCUGGGUUGUUCCCCUCGUGGUCGGCGGAGCAGCUCGCAGCGUUGCAAAGGCAAGACACAGACCUGGGAAUUGUGUGGGAACGCUGGGAGCAAAAUGCAGUGCCAGGCGAAGUUGCAUCAGAUGGCAAAUGCGGUACGCGAGAUCUGAAGCUCUGGCUCUGGCAGUGGCCACGAUUUGUGGUCCGCGAAGGCGUGCUAUGGCAUAGAAAAGUCCAGGACCCACUGCACGGUGAAGUGUUUCAGAUACUUUUGCCUCAAGUUCUUCAAACGCGUGCGGUUGAGGGUUGUCACGAUGGUUGGAGGCACCAGGGGGUAGCCCGCACUUGCUCGCUGCUUAGGAGACGCGUUUACUGGCCGCGUAUGACUGCAACAGUGCGACGGCAUAUUGCUCACUGUCAGCGUUGCUUAACUGCUAAGGUUGCUCAGCCUCAACCAAGAGCUCCAAUGAGACAUUUAAUGGCUUUUCGGCCAUUAGAGGUUCUGGCAAUCGACUUUGUCAAGGUAGACAAGGGAAGUGGGGGGUAUGAGGAUGUUUUAGUCCUGACAGACGUGUACACGAAAUUCUCCCAGGCGAUACCAUGCAGAGAUCAACAUGCAGUAACGGUGGCCCGCGUUCUUCGCGACCAUUGGUUCACAAAGUUUGGAAUUCCAACGCGCUUGCACAGCGACCAGGGGCGGAAUUUUGAAGGCAGUGUUAUCAAAGAGUUAUGUACCUUGUGUGGGAUCAGAAAAUCACGCACUACUCCUUACCACCCGGAGGGAAAUGCCCAGGCUGAAAGGUUUAAUCGUACCCUCUUUGGGUUGAUUAAGUCGAUGGAUGAGCGCAGCCGGCACAAGUGGCCUGAUAUGUUGGCCCAUCUCUUGUUCGUGUAUAAUGCCACCCCACACAGUACUACAGGUAUUGCCCCGUACACGCUCAUGUUUGGACGUGAGCCGCUAAUCCCACUAGAUCAAAUUCUCGGGCGUGCAGAUUCUGCAUGGGAUCAAGAUUUUGUGAAGUCGCAGUCCAAACUGCUCGAACGCGCAGAGAACCUAGUUAGAGAGAGAACAGAGAAUCGGGCCGCGCGUAACAAAGCCAUCCAUGAUUCAAGAGGGAAAAUAUGCGAGUCGUUCAAGCCUGGCGCAAGAGUUCUGUUGAGAAAGCUAGACUUCAAGGGGAGGCACAAGUUGAAAAAUGCAUAUCACGAUGUCACGUUCAUUGUUACCUGGGUGAAUCCAGAGGGGGACGUAUACCUCAUACGACCUUCACACGGGGGAACCGCACGAACGGUGAAUCGUAAACUCCUGAGAUUGCAUCUCUCUGAAUUGCCAGAUGGUAGUGCAACAAGUAGUUCCGAGUCAGAUGAUGAUUUCACAUCGGGAUUAGAUUUAGGACAGUGUGAUGAUGCACAGGGGGUGAGGGAUGGCGCCGACGAAGUAGUGGAGCCACCCGAUAGGCAAGGCUGCCGACCAAGUCGUCAGGACUUUAUCUUCGGGACGUUUUGGGGUUUCCAGUUCCAGGAGAAAAAGAUCCUGACACCUGAAGAAGUAAAUGAUAUCUGUACUGUGCUAUUCGAAGUAGUUUAG